AUGACGAAAGCAGAAAUAAUUGAUGAACUAAAAGACAUUAAUGAGAUCAAAAAGGCAAUAAAAGAUGCAGAAUUAAAGACAAAAGGUCUAAAGGUUGAAAUUCUCAAGCACUAUCUGCUCAAUUAUUCACUAUAUCUCGAGGGAAAAGGAAAAGAAGCUGAAAAGAAUUUGGUACUUCUUAGACUCAAAGAAUGCACUGUCUUGUACAAGAAGCUAAUGGAAUUGGAGCAGAACUUCACAACAUGCGAUGUCAAGAGAAACGUAACCCUGAAGACAAAAAAGAGUAGAGGAACAUCACCUAAAACGAAAUAUAAAGCUAAGUUUGAGAAUCAGAAAAGGGCACUUGCUAAUGAGAUGAGUGGGCCUAAGAAGAAAUCAAAAAAUUCAAAUAAAUUUUUGGGAUGUUUUUGGAGUGUGUUGAAAACACACACAUUCUAUUCAUACAUGCUGCAAAUGAUGAAAUAG
Messenger RNA from Enterospora canceri, 465 nucleotides. The record is from the annotation of a GenBank genome assembly. Lineage: Eukaryota; Fungi; Microsporidia; Enterocytozoonidae.